UCAGAUCUGCAGCUUGUAACCCAGUGAACGACUUGUGUGAUAAAGGGAUUUCAUGGACAGAUAAGGGUGUUCAGCAAAGUACAGAACAACUCUUCUCUAACCUCCAAGACCCUCAUUCAACUCAGUCACCCGUGUGGCUGUUCUGUUGUCAGUGCAAGCUCAUGCCAGUGAUGGACUACAGCCGGAUGGGCACUAACCUUAGCUGGCAUUCACAAAACAGCCUUCCUCCUUACUGAGACCAGCUCCACAGAAUGCUGAGUCCUAUUGUCCCCUAUAGCCUGUUAAAGAUGCACUGGAACCCAGAGCAUGCCCAGUCCCUCAGCCAGUGGCCUGAGCAGCACCUGGAUGUCUCCUCCACCACCUCCUCUCCGGCCCACAAGUCAGAAUUCUACUCUGGCCGUAGCCGCAGCUCUUACAAUUAUGCCUGGGCCAAUGAUGACAUCUCUGCCCUUACAGCCUCCAACUUGUUGAAGCGCUAUGCUGAGAAGUACGCUGGCGUGUUGGAUUCACCAUAUGACCGGUCUUCUGCUGUGGGCACUUAUGCAGAGCCAGGGGUGUUUGGGAGCCUAAACAACCAAAAGUCUGAGCUGGAGCCUUGGCCACUGACACACAGCACUGAAGCCUCCUAUCCCCUGGGGCCCCCUGGAGGCCAUGAUGGCCUUUCGGGGGCCAAGACUGCAGCCGCGUCCGCGGGCCCUCCAGGGAUUAGUAGUGUGUCAGUAUUGAACAGUAACCUCUCAGACUCGGGUUACAGUGGCAGCAGCUCCUGUAGUGGUUCCUCUGAAUACCCCUCUAGCUACAAUGGCACGUAUCUUUCCUCAGGUUUUUGUCCGCAACCCAGUGCAGCACUUCCCCCUGCCUCCCUCCACACUCUUCAAUCCACCCCCACUCUUGUGCCCAGCUAUAGCCCUGCCACGCCAGUCUACAACUACCCCCCUAGCACAUACCCUCCUCAGACCAGUCUUGCUCCUAGCUACAGCCACCCCUCUUCAACUUACCUUCCCUCAGGUCUGCCGGCUCCUACUCCUGUUCCCUCAAGGCCCACUGUGGUAGGAGGCAGCUAUAGUUACCAGAGCACUAGCCUUGGGACAUCUGAGUCUGGAGUGACAUUAAAAAGAAAAGCUUUUGAGAUGAGUGUUGAAGAAGAUGAGAGUGGAGACAGGUCGCGGUACAGGAAAUAUAGCUAUGACCCUGUGAAGGCUGGGGGAAACUCACCCUACAGUGUUAAUGACAAAACAGAGUGCCAUGGAAAUGGCUUCAGCAGUUCAGGCAGCACAGACCCUCAGACCUUCAAGUCCAGCAAGCCCUCCUCCCAGCCCCUAGUGUCUCCUCAGUUUGGGGCAGCAGGACAAUACAGCCCUCCAGCAGGUAUGACGGGGGAGAAUGGUGUGACAGAACAGGGAUUCACCCAGCAGCAGCAGCAGCAGCAGCGUGCCCAGGCUGUCAAACACCCUCCAUUAUGUGCUCCAACUGCUGAGACUAUGAAGAGUCCAGACCCUCGACUGUUGGACCUUGUCAAUGGGGAGUUAUUGGACUGUAUCCCCGCAUUGGGCUGGGGUGAACUGGCUGGACUCACACAUGUCAAAGCUGCCCUGGAGGAGGACCUAAUGUGGCCCGUGUUGAGGCCAAGUCCAGUGGUGCGGCCACCAAGAACCGUCCUGCUGUUUGGCCCCAGGGGAGGGGGUAAGACGACACUGACUCGUUCACUGGCUUCACAGUUAGGGGCCUCUUUCUACCCUUUGAGUGGAACCAUGUUGGCCUCUAAAGGGCAGCCUGAGGCAGAACGCAUUCUGGGGUCUCUGUUGCAGGUGGCAGGUGCACGGCAACCCUCAGUUGUGCUACUUAGCCAGGUGGAGGCCAUGGAAGAGGAGGGUAUGAGGCAGGUACUGCUGUCUACCCUGGAGAAAGCUCAGGUGGGGACCACAGGUCUGGUGAUUCUCAUAUGUGCCACCGGAAGGCCAGAUCUGCUGCAAGAUGCUGUUCAUCGGAGCUUUGCCAAGCGAUAUCAUGUUGGCCUACCAGAUGUGGCUAUGCGCCGACAGGUGCUGCUGCAGGCGCUGUCGCCCCAAGGCUGCAGCUUGAGCGAAAGGGAGUUGAAUGCUGUGCUGCAGCGCACAGAGGGCUUCUCUGUGCGGGAACUGCUGCAGCUCAGCCAGCAGGUGCUCUCCUCAGCAUCCUCCUCAAGUGGACCCAUACAUGGCCUCACGACAUCCAGCAAGCCCCCCGACUUUACAGACUUUGAGAAUGCCUUCUGCAAGGUGCGGCCACACACCACUGCAAAGGAACUGGACACUUGUGUAGAGUGGAGUAAGAUGUAUAGCCACUGAGAAAGCAGCCAGUCACUGUACUUGGACUGCAUUAUGACCCUGUCUCUGCAUUGGCAUAGAAAGCCUUUGGAAUGUUUUUUUUUUUUCGUAAUUACUUACAGAUUAUUCAGCCAAAAGAGCCAGAGAAGCUCAGAAAUAUGGGAGAGCUGACAAAGUUGUUUCACUGGCAGAAGCAUGCAAUGAUGUGCUAUUUUGUUUUGCUGUAAAUACCUGCAAUAUUUUGUUUUUCCCAAAGAAAAAUAAGGAUGGGCCUUGUUAAGUGUGUUCGUUGUUUGGCCAAUGGGAAAAUCAGAUGGCUAUUUUAUGACUCAGAGAUCCUGAUUAGCCUGUGUCCAGGACAAAAUCAUUUAUUUGUUGCAAGGUGAAGCGGUCCAAGCUUAUGGAUAAUCAGGGUUUGGAAAAUCCCCCCCUUUGGCUGCUACUCUCAGGAUCCUAUUUAUUACCAGUCCACUUCCAUGCUUUCCUAAUGUUGAUUUAGUCAUUGAAUUGCCACUAAUCAUUCAGUGCAAAGGGCUCGGGAUCAGCAACAUUUCAGCAAACCAGUUUUGACCAAAAAAACAAAACAAAAAAACUUGUCAAACCAAAUACAAAAGCAGCAGUACUCUUAAAUUUUUCCAAACGGGCUAGUUCUUAAAAUCAGUGUAUUAUUAUUGACAGCUUGUUACCAAAUCAUGAAACAGCAGCUUCUCCUUAAUAUUUUGCAUCGUUAAUUUCCUAUCAUGUUAAAGUUCACAUACUUAAUUUUUUAUCAUACACAUUCCACAUCAACUGCAGUUUCCCUCAGAAUCCUAAUUUGAGCAACGCUAAUCCACUUACACAUCCAGCUUCUCCUUCUGCAUGUCUGCUUUUCUGUUACACUUACUCCUUCUUUUUUUUUUCUUCAUAAUAUGUAGUCUUGUUUGAAAUGCUCAGGAAGAAUUUCUUUACCUCAGAAAUAUGAAAUAAAGAAUGUAUGUAAUCGUAGGGUCUUAGUAGAGAGUGAUGCAGAGUGAGAUAAAGGUGCAAGGAGAAACCUGACAGUCUUGUAAUACCCACUUCAGCGGGGCUUUUACCUCGGAAAAGAAACUUGAAUCUGCUACAAAGAGUAACAUUGAAUGUAAUUCAGGUAUUUCAAAGGAUUUUUGAUGCCAUAAAUCCAUGUAUUAUUAUAUAUGAAUAUAUACCCCCCUCCCCCCCUGUUCUUUUAACCUUUAUUUUUAUUGUAGUUUAUGGUGAAGUGAUGAUUGUGUUGAAGAAAUGCUAUGUAGAAUACAGAAAAAAAAUUCCUUUUUUUGUUGGACAAACUGCUUGCAAAUCUGUGUUAUUUAGUAUUUACACAUCCUGCAUUUGCAUAUCUGUGUUAUGGUUUUACUGCUGCGAAUUGUCACUUGAAAAUGUAAAUAAAUAUAAUAAACACACACACAAUCAUCCACAUGCAGUCAUGACAAAGCACAAAAUGCCAUCCAAAAACACAAGUUUUAAGAAGUAUGCGUAGCUUUUAACAAAUCCCAAAGUAUGAAAAUUCACAGCUACAUAUUUAGAUGAACCCAACAUGUAGACAAUCCAGAGAAAUCUCCUUUUCCAGCAGUUCCGUGAUUAUGUUUUAACAAGCAGGAAAAACCCAGCCUGUAUUAGACUGUUCCCAUGGUCCUGAAGAGGUAUAAACAGAAUGAUGUAAUAUUUCCUACCGUCCUUUCCUCUCUCUGUCCCUCCCACCCUCAUCAUUCUUUUUCCCCUGUUUUUCUCUCUCCCUGAUGCAAUCUCAUUAGAUUGGAUUGCCCCCUGGCCACAAAACCCAGUGGCCAUGUGGCGUUGCAUCUUCUUCCCCACCCCCCAUUCCCAUUCCCUUUUCCUUAUACUGAUUCCUCUGGAGUGGAAGGGGUCUGAUUGAUGUCCAGCAACCCUAUAUCACAGCGCAGGCCUCUAUUUCCAGUUGGUAGCUUCAGUCAUGCCAUAUAGCCUGAUCAAUCAGUGACCCCCACUGUGCAUACUGAUCGCUGUCUCAGAAAUUCAAAAACACUUUUCCAAAUUACAGAACAACCCCUGCCCCAAGCGGAAUUGUCUAGGUAAUGCAAACAAUAAUUCAUUUGGUAAUUACAGAUAUAAAAAUGACAACCAGCUGCAACAUUUUGAUUCCCUGCCCCCCCCCCCCUGUAUUUCUCAGUUUGUCCAACAAAACAAGCUUUUAUUUUGUACAUUUGGAUCUGUUAUCACAGUAACUUUGUUCUUGGUUAUUGUACAUUUUCUGUAACCAUUUCUACCUCAUUUUUGCGGCAUAUUGUACAUGAAAGUAUUUAUUUCAUGUCUUUUUUGAUGUCUGUUUAAAAAAUAAUUAUGUUCUUGAACUGUAAUAGUCUACCUCAGA
This is a messenger RNA of Archocentrus centrarchus (flier cichlid), 4671 nucleotides long. RefSeq names its product fidgetin like 2 (gene fignl2). Lineage: Eukaryota; Metazoa; Chordata; Actinopteri; Cichliformes; Cichlidae. Bases 252 to 2327 code for a protein of 691 amino acids. Gene Ontology annotation, molecular function: microtubule severing ATPase activity; ATP hydrolysis activity; ATP binding. The transcript is spliced from 3 exons. The record is from RefSeq and is a predicted model, not a curated record.